Molecule: messenger RNA, 981 nt
Organism: Ustilago hordei
Lineage: Eukaryota; Fungi; Basidiomycota; Ustilaginomycetes; Ustilaginales; Ustilaginaceae
Exons: 1
Coding region: 1-981 (326 amino acids)
Source: RefSeq, a predicted model, not a curated record
AUGUGUUUGAUGUGGCUGAAUGGACAUCCAAUGGUCAGCAAACACCUUUGCCCACGUGCUCUCUGGGGAACCUAUCUAGGCUUCUCCAACACCCCAUGGGCUAUUAAGGGACAUAAGGUGUGGCUCCUGAAUCUUGACCAGAUUGUCAUCACCAAGGAUGUUCACUUCUCAGAGUUAGACCAUCCAGAACCUGACGCUGCUCCCUCGCACACACCCAUCCUUGCAGGGGACAACAGAUUACUUCAUUCAUACAUGUGGCUUCCACCAACAGAGACUGACAACUAUGGGGGCGUUGAACAGGACAACGUCAUACCACCCUCAUUAUCUCAGUUUUCCUGUCAGCACAGACAAGCAUCACAGCCAGCACCAUCAGAUACACCAAGCUAUGACUGGGAAUGGGAUCGCUUGAUGGCAGAAAUCGAAGCGGCCAGCGAGACCAUCAUCAAUAUUGAUGCAAUCACUGCAGACCUCGAAGCAGAGCUGGAUGCUGUACAGUCCAAAAGGGGGGAUGUCAUGCAAGAAUCACCACACAUCGACACCCUGGACAUGGCGCCACUACUCGAGAUGCCUCCUAGUGAUGCGGUUGCUGAUAUAUAUGAUAACAUCUCUGUAAUAGAACAUGAGUUUGCAUCCUUUGCCACGACAUGUUCGGAAACCCACAUGACUACCAUCGGCAACCAUCACAUUGAUCGCAUGGCAUACACAGUCACCAUGAUGAAUGGGACCACCCUCAUCACCAGUGGUCAGCAACUCAGAAGUGCUGACAGUAUCCUAUUGGAACCUUCUUCACUCAAUGAGGCAAAGUUACAUGAUGAUUGGCACAAAUGGCAAGAAGCAAUGGAGAGUGAGAUGGGUGGCAUGAGUAAAAUGGGUGUCUUUGAGCUAGCAAACAUUCCAGCAGAUGGUAAGCUCAUCAGAGUUCGCUGGGUAUUCAAGCUCAAGCUCAAUGCUCAGAGACAGGCAACCCAGUACAAGGCUUGA